This is a messenger RNA of Temnothorax curvispinosus, 828 nucleotides long. RefSeq lists its product as uncharacterized. Bases 1 to 828 code for a protein of 275 amino acids. The record is from RefSeq and is a predicted model, not a curated record. NCBI's taxonomy places the organism in Eukaryota, Metazoa, Arthropoda, Insecta, Hymenoptera, Formicidae. The transcript has a single exon.
AUGAAAAAAGCGAUUGUGGAUGGAUUUGGCGCUGAAAAAUAUUUGGCAUGUUUUGCUCAUACGUUAAAUUUAGUACCGGGAAAUAUUAUUAAGGAUGACGCUAUUGUGAAAGAUCUAUGCAAGAAGAUCAAAACAAUCGUAACAUAUUUCAAACAUUCAGUGCCCGCUGCAGAUGAAUUACGGAUGAAAUCAACCCUUAAAUUGAUCCAGAACGUAGAUACGCGAUGGAAUUCAACGAAGAACAUGCUUGAUCAAUUUAUCAAAUUGGCUGAUCUAAUCAGUCCAAUUUUAUUACAAUCACCAUUAGCACCACCAAUGCUAAAUGCUUCGGAAUUGCAGACGACAAAAGAAUUCGCGGAAUUAUUAAAACCAUUUGAAGAUGCGACACAUAUUAUAUGUGGCGAAAUGUACCUGGCCGCAAGUAAAGCUAUACCUAUUGUACACACCAUUAAAAACAAAUUGACAUCGUCAAACUCGGAUACAAAAAUAGGUAUCCAUUUCAAACAAGAAUUAAUGAAACAGUUAUUGAAACGAUUUGAGCAUAUGGAAAAGGUUACGUCUUUAGCCAUAGCCACUAUUUGCGAUCCACGAUUCAAAAAUAUUGACUUCUCUGAUAAAGUUGCGUGUUCUCAGGCUGUAAACAAAAUCACAAGAAUGAUUAAUGCGACUAGACAACAAUCAAAUGAGCAAACGUGUGUGCUGAAUUGUCCACUGCCAAACGAGACGACUUUUGGGCGUUUCAUGAAAAUCUUGCGGCUGACGAUCAAUCAAAACGGAUUGCCAAUCGUGACAAUGAUGCGAUGCCCGAUGACCUCAAAUGUUACCUGA